AUGAAAUUAAUAUUAUUCAUCUUCGUUCUGGUCAGAGCCGAUUUGGAGGAUCUCAAUCCGGAUGAGGUCAUGAUAGCGCAGGAGUCCCGGCUCUACGAGACAAGGGUGAAGCCCCCAGUGAGGAUAAUCAAGCCUCGUGGUGUAACCAACUCACAUAGACCGCAGUUUAAUCAAGAUUCCGUGGAGGAAGAUAAAGAUACUGUGAAAGAAGCUGUGCUGAUGGCGUUGGAGAGGAAGAACCAUGAGAAAUUCGCGCAGAUCAUACCGAUCAUACGGGCUAUGUCCGGGAAUCAGAGGGUGGCGUUGGCGAACUUGGUGGCGAAUCAAGUGAUGGUGCCUGGGAGACAACUCAGCUUGGCACAGGUGAGAUUACUGUUCAACAACGACAACUCAACCGCAGACCUCAUGCUGCCAAUCCUAAAGGACACAGCCAACUUAUUUCAAAAGUCACUUACACCGAACAAAAAACCACGAGACCUCCGAUACUCCGAAACUCAAGAAAAUCGCAGAAACCCACAUUUCGUUAACACAGACAUACUACUACAUAACCAACAAGAAUUUCCAAACAGACAUUUUCAAAGACGAUCAUCAUCACUCACAGAAGAUGAUCUAAACGAUGAAGCGUUUGAUGUAGGCGUUAGAGAUGCGAACACAUUACCAGAGAGAACAACGAAGUCAGAUAAAAUCAAACUACCGCCACGAUCACUUAAACCCAAUGCCACAGACGUUACUAGAAACACGUUUAACAGAACUCAAGAACAUAACAUUGAUAAUGAAGAUAAUAGAAACACAAGUCGAUCCCAAGCAGAUAUGUCACACCAAAAAGCAAGAGAGGCAACAAAAGUGAAUGACAAUGGAACUUUCGAUUUAAUAACUGAUGCUACUAAUCAAAGCGUAUCACAAGAUUUGCCCAUGGCUGAGAAACUUCGCUCGCUUAAUAGAUACAUUGAUAGAAAGGGUAACCUGAUCCGUCGUGGUAUUUACCCACCGAAAGCAACGACAGUCAGGCGAACGAAUGCUGAGCCCACAGUAUCGCCGAUUCACAGACGAAGACCACUUCCAUCCAGAAAGUUGCCAGCUACGAACGACCAGGCAAAAUGUGAAAUGUUUACCAAUACGCUUUGCUUGCACAGCGAAGAUUAUCCUACUGACGCUAUAGUGCAGUCAUUGCGACGAAACAAAGCAGCUGGAGCCCUACUUGCUGAUAUCAAAGAUCCCGGAGAGGGCGCUGUAGACGGCAUAUCUGCUGCACAAGAAGCUAAAUACACCGCCGAUCACUAUUUAAUAUCUAGCAGGCGAGGCGAUACAGCGAACCGAGAUUUCGCGAGCGCAGGUGAAGCUGGUUUCAUGUGCCCAAGUACAGUGAAGUACGCAAGACCGCAAAGAGCUCGUGCAACCUCUGGCCAAUGGAAGUACAUCGUCAAUACAGGAGAGCACACUCAAACUUUAAGAUUGGAGAAGUGCUUGAAACCAAAAGAAUCCUGUACGUACUUAACUGAUAAUUUCAAAUCAAAAUGUGUCCAAGUUUACAACUAUCACAGAUUAUUGACUUGGGACCAACAGAAUGGGUUGCAUAUGGACAUUUUCAAGGUUCCAACGUGUUGUUCAUGCCACAUCGAGGGGUACAGUGUAUCUUUUCCACCUGUGGGACAGAGAGUUCACGAAACGUCAUCUGAACAUUUCCCAGGCGAAGAUUUGUCUUCAGAACAUGGAAACCGAGCUUUUGAAGAUGUCCAGUCAACUGUUCAACGCCCAACUUUACACAAAUCACCUGGUUUCGGUUUAAAUAGGCCAUUGGAUACCUUCCCAUCCUUUGCUGAAAACACCCUUCAGGGAUCAUCGUUUUCUAAACCAAAUAAUGAAGAGUUUGAGAAUGCACCCGUAGCAGGCCCGACGGAUUCAUACGGAAAUUCAUACUUCCCCGAUACAUUUAAACAAGCUAGCUCCAUUCGUAAUAUUAAAAGACCUGUGCCCAGAAAUCCAGCUGGUAUAGCCAAUCCAGCAGCUAAUAUAGCUUUGGAAUCAGUUACUCUACCAAGUUAUUUAGAACCACCAACGCCAUCAGCUCCAUCGUCACCGUUUUCAUUCUCAAAAGAUUCGCUAAGUAAAUAUAAACUUAGUGAACAGUUCAAGCGAGGCCCCAGACCUAAUAGAAGGCCUAUCAGAAAGAAAAUUUCCAGCGCUCCUGAAGAUUUAAUGUCAUCGGGAACAUCAGCAAUUGGUUCUUUCCAACCAGAUGGCUUUGAUACGUUAGAAGAUAUGAAUGAUGAAAUAGAAGAACCACAGGUAAAUAAAGUGAUGCCUAGGCCCACAAUAUUAAAAAAAUUGCCAGCUAUGAAAGAAAAUAAUUAUCACGACCAGAGUAAAGACGUCACUGAUGAAAAUGGUAAAAAAAUCAACUAUAAUUAUCACCCUAUCAUCGACUUUUUUGAUGACAUUGACAAGGAGAAUGAUUCUAUAGAUCGAGAGGACAAUUUGGAUUCUUAUGGACAAUCGUCUGAAUCGGAAUGGAAGCCUAUAAGUCAUACUCCAAUCGAUCGAAGGAAGCAUUAA
Molecule: messenger RNA, 2553 nt
Organism: Leptosia nina
Lineage: Eukaryota; Metazoa; Arthropoda; Insecta; Lepidoptera; Pieridae
Source: the annotation of a GenBank genome assembly